AUGGCUCUUGAUAACAGACAACGACACCAUUCUCUGCACCAUGGUGCCUUUAGCGGCUUCCAGCCUCCGAGUUUAGGAUCAGUGCAAUUCACAAACCCUUGGACAUCCGCCCCUCCCCAAACCCACCUAAUUCCAUCUUCCAUCCCUGACGCUGGUGGCCUGGGUUCGUUAGUAAAACCGGACCUGCGCAGCAGCAGUGUUUCCGCUUCCUAUCAAGCCAUUCCAACGACUGCCGGCAUUCCCACAUCUAACCCUAGUCGGAACAUGUCUUCUCCUAAUCUUCUCCCACACCAAAACGACUUCAUGAAGGGCGAUAUUUUGAGCUUCAGCGCCAACUCCCCCUUCGGAGGAGACAUAAGCAUGUCCGGUUCCUCGGCACCCUCGCCCACAGCUGUUACUUCGUACAGCGGUGUGAAUUCCUUUGCACCUACAAUAGACUUCCCCACCCACCACAGCAGAACAUCGUAUCCAUUGAACAACAACGAUCGACGUAUGUCACAACCGGCCAUGUCUAAUACUAUGUUUUUGGGUUCACCCGUAGAGCCGCCACGACAGCGGCAAAACUCGUUGAUGGAAUGGACCUCAAGCAGCAGGCCGUUGGCUCAACCGCCUCGAAGCACGGAUCACCAUCAGUUUUCAGAUACACUCGACUCUGCUCGUGGGAUGGUUGCCAUGAGCCAGGCACCGCGCCGACCUGGAGGACGGACCGAUGGUUCUCACGACUUUUAUCCUAGCCAUUCAACCAAUUCAUCCAUCUCGUCGACCGGAUCGUAUAACGGAUAUUACGGUGGCGGAUCUGUAGACUCUUCUGCAACAGACUACUCUGACUCUAAUGGCUUCACACCAGAAGCUUCACGCUCCACUCUCCCACGACCGGGUCCUGGCAUGCAUACUGUGCCCGUCCAGGGCGCACUCAUGACUACCUUUAGCUCCAAGAUCACAUCGAGCACACAGAAGAAGCACAAAUGCAAGGUUUGUGAGAAGAGGUUUACUAGACCCAGUUCACUACAAACCCACACCUAUAGCCACACUGGAGAAAAGCCAUUCGGCUGCGAGGUCGAUGGCUGUGGCCGGAAAUUUUCCGUCGUAUCAAACCUUAGACGACACAAGAAAGUUCAUAGCUCCAAAAACCCGUGAUUGAGUCAUCUCAUUCGAUUUUUCCUUCCUACGAAAGAAUUCGGGAAAAAGUCGGAUCACGGCUUAUACUGGGAGUGUUUUCUACAUUUUUUUAUAGUUUCUGCUGAUUGGGUUUCGGUUCCAUGAUCGGUUUUUCAUUUUUUUUUAUCACCCUUUCUUUCCGACCAUGGGAGGAGAAAAUUGCUACAGAAAAAUCACCUCGGGCCUCCGUAGGUGGCGAUACGAUAGAUGUAUUGGCAGAUUUGGGUUUUCACACUUUGUUGCUUGAUUACCCCUUAAGGAUUCCUUUAUUUCGCUCGUGUUUGCUUUUUUACAUCAAGUGACAGGAGCCUGUUUCGGGUUGUUGGCGCCUGGUGUGCGUGUGUAUGAUUUUCAUUCACGGUUGACCUCUUUAUCUUUCUUCUGGGAGCGUGCUCAUCAUUAUUUACUUUUAUUUUAUAUUUGCAUGUACACUUUGUGCCUUCUAGGGUUUCUCGUUCCGGUUGGUUUGGGAGUGCAUUAGCUCUGUCGUUACCGGGUUUUGGGUGUCUGGUCAUUAUUUCAUUUUUUUUUCCCCUUCCUCAUCUGCUCAUUAAAUCUUGUUAUUCCCUUUUUCCGUCUUGCCUUUUGAUCGAGUUUGCUUUUUGGAUGUGCACUUUUCUUUUCUUUUCCAUUUCACUUCAUUCUUGUUUUUCCGUUCUGCUAAGUCUAUCCAGGAAAGGAUGGUCUACAGCAUAGGGUUUGUUCUUGGGUAGGAAAAAUGGAAUCGCGAAAGCGGGCUGUGAAUUAUUACCGGUAUGUAUACUAGUUUCUUUUCUUUUAUCGUGCUUCUUUACAGUAACUUGCGGACCCUGAUAGUGAAAGGGAAAAAGGAAAAAAGAAAAACCCUGUCGUGAUACAAGGAUGAUUAUAAUGAUCGGAAUGACUGAUUGAUUUCUUCUGUCUGCCUGCUUGCCUGUCUUUAUUUUAUUUUUCUUCUCUUUCUUUCCACUUAUUUACAUAUCAUACCAUACCCAAUUUUGUAAUUUGAUUAGAGGAGGAGGAUGGAUGAAUGGAUGGAUGUUACCGCAUUUUACCAGUACGGUAUGAUACCGUAAGUUAGUCCACGAGCACUACUGGUAUGAUAGCAGAAUGCAGAAGGGUUUUUUUUUUUCUUUCCCAGCUCUUCUCCCUCCAUGAGGGACUUUAGCCAUACAAGUCUUGUAAUACGAGUUGUGCAGUGCUAUCACUUUUCUCCCCCCUCUCGGGAGAGGCAGAAGGAAUGGAAUGAGCCCAUCACCCACAAA
This is a messenger RNA of Tuber melanosporum (Perigord truffle), 2402 nucleotides long. RefSeq lists its product as uncharacterized. The record is from RefSeq and is a predicted model, not a curated record. Gene Ontology annotation, cellular component: nucleus. Bases 1 to 1137 code for a protein of 378 amino acids. The transcript has 2 exons. Lineage: Eukaryota; Fungi; Ascomycota; Pezizomycetes; Pezizales; Tuberaceae.